Molecule: messenger RNA, 855 nt
Organism: Schistocerca piceifrons (Central American locust)
Lineage: Eukaryota; Metazoa; Arthropoda; Insecta; Orthoptera; Acrididae
Product: farnesol dehydrogenase-like
Exons: 7
Coding region: 1-855 (284 amino acids)
Molecular function (GO): oxidoreductase activity
Source: RefSeq, a predicted model, not a curated record
AUGGGUCACCUGACAGACAGGGGACGCGUCGCCAUGGUGACGGGCGCCAGCUCAGGAAUCGGCGCCGCUAUCGUACAGGCCCUGCUGAGAGAAGGGCUCACUGUCGUGGGCGUGGCCAGGAGGAUCCACAGAGUUAAGGAGUUGGAAUUGAAAGAUGCUUCAGGCCAGCUACACGCCAUAGAAGGCGAUGUCAGCAGCGAGGAGAGCAUUAUUUCAGUGUUCAAGUGGAUUAAAGAAAACCUGGGAGGCGUCGACAUUCUCAUUAACAACGCUGGCGUUACGGCAGAAGCAGCUCCGUCUUCUGGGAAGACGGAAGACUGGAAGCGUGUCCUGGACGUGAACGUGCUGGGUCUGAGCAUCUGCACCAGGGAGGCCGUGCAGGACAUGCUGAGCAGGGGCGUCGACGACGGCUUCAUCAUCCACAUCAACAGUGUGCUGGGCCACGUUCCCGCAAUCGACGACGUGGUCGUCAUAUACUGCGCCAGCAAACACGCCGUCAGGGUGCUGCUCGAGGGGCUGCGGCUGGACCUGGUCGCCAAGAAGAGCCGCAUCCGUGUCGGGCAAAUAUCUCCGGGAGCAGUAAUGACGGAAAUUUGGGACUAUCAGACGAAAUUUUCGAAAGAAGUAGCCAUGGCGAUGCCGCACAUGCAACCAGAGGACGUGGCAGCGGCCGUGGUGUACAUGCUGUCCCAGCACCCACGUGUUCAGUGGUUUGAAGAAGAUGAUUCUUGCGAGGAAGGAAAUAUUUUUGAAGAUGCAAGUAGUGAAGAAUCAGCCAAUGAACCUGCAGAUGUAAGUAUUGAGGCAGAUGACAAUCCGUCCAAUAAUAUUACUUCAUCAGAGUCUGAAAAUUAA